Molecule: messenger RNA, 234 nt
Organism: Aspergillus brunneoviolaceus CBS 621.78
Lineage: Eukaryota; Fungi; Ascomycota; Eurotiomycetes; Eurotiales; Aspergillaceae
Source: RefSeq, a predicted model, not a curated record
AGGGUGUGGAAAACAGGGCUUCCCGUCCGCUCAGCCGUACUUAAGCCACACGCCGGGAGGUUAGUAGUUGGGUGGGUGACCACCAGCGAAUCCCUUCUGUUGUAUGUUUUUGCUUUAAUUUUAUAUUUUCAAAAACAGUCAUGGAUAAUUGGAUAUCAAUCCACUCUAGACACAUGCAAUACGCGCCGUGGCUUGUUGGGGACGCUAUGGCUGGUGUCCUCAGGUCCGGGCUAG